Messenger RNA from Symbiodinium necroappetens, 2013 nucleotides. NCBI's taxonomy places the organism in Eukaryota, Dinophyceae, Suessiales, Symbiodiniaceae. The record is from the annotation of a GenBank genome assembly.
GUGGCUGGACUGCCCGGCAUGAUGCAGAGGUCCGUGCGGCAUGCGAGCGCGAGGGAGUCCCGAUGCCGUCGAGGCUGACGGGUGAGGAUACGGUGCGAGGGGCAGUCCGGGACUACACACUGCGCACCUUCACAACCAACGACGCGCCUGAGCCGCCGCCUCCACCGGGGAUACGCGUUCUUUGUUGUCAUCAUGUCGCGGCCGUGAACGGGGCGAAUGGAGUUGACUUCGUCAGGCUGCCACACCGUGCCAUGCAAUGGGCGCCUGUCCCCAUCCGGCACGCGGCGGGCAUAGCGGCGUGGCAACCAAGCUGGCUUUGCCCUGGCUGCGCGCAAGAAGUCAGACUUGCGGACCUGGACGUACCGGCCGAUGCGGGACAGCCUUGUAGCCGUUGCGGACGUGCCUUGCGAUGGGAGUACGACCGCGCAACUGGGCGGGGACAGCUCAGCUGCAUGCCGGGUUGCGCUGGAUCGGCCCGUCCUGCGGCGCCGCAGGAACCGCGCGGUACUCUCACAACGCCUCAUCAGGCAGCAGCUUGCCUUCCAGCGAGCAGGGGAGCGUUCUGGCUCUCGCGGGGCCCGCCCAUCGGUCACGUACAGGAGGCUACCAACUCUUGGUUGUAUGUGCCGUUGCUGCAUGCCGCCGCCGCCGACCUCACUUCCUCUGCUGUCGAGGCCUGGCGAGCCGACCCCCGAGCUGCUGACUGGUGGGACCCGGCCCGACGGCUGUUGGCCACGUCCAGCCCGGUGGCGCCCCACGUGCUAGCCGACGCGGUCAGGCAUGCAACCGAGGCAGCACCGUCUCAUGCCCAUCACCUGCCGGACCUCCUUGGGCGCCUCGAGCGACGGUACCUGAUAGCCACUGUGCAAGAAGCCCUGCUUCAGUGCUACGGCGGCGCGGCGUUCGCGCUAGCAGUCGACCGUCAAUCCGACCGCUCUCGCCAACGGCCGCGCAGCCCGCCCAGUCGAGAUGCGUCUCAGCCACCUGCCACGCCUGCAGCGGUGCCAGAUGCGCGAAACGGAUAUGAUGCGGCUGAGCUUACACGCCACGGCUGCGAACGCAGGGAUGCGCUUGCCGCGCGCCCUCGCCUCCCGCGCAGACGCCGAGGUGCCCGCGGCAGCGGCGCGGCCGCGCUGCAGCCUGGCCAGCCCGCGCCGGAGGAGGACCACGCGGCAUCAGCCAGUGACGGAGCUGACAUAGCUACGGCAGCUCCGCCUGCGAACUCUGCCGGCACAUCCGUCGCUCUUACCCGAGCAGCUGGCAGUUGGUUGGAUGGAUCGGACCUCUCCGCCGAGUUUCGCAACCCCGUUCCCACCCUUCAAACUGUGCCGCGGUUCCUCAUCACAGGUGUGCGCCGCGCACUCGUUGCUGCGCUCAGCGCGAUCCGCGCUGCGCACGAAAGUCGCGAUGAGGCAGAGCGUGUGCGGGCUUGGAAGCUCUUCCUACUGUUGCCACGCCUGCUCCUCGCGCGUUCCGCCCAAACCGGGGCUGACGGCCGAGCAGCUCUCAUGCGCCGGAUUGAGCUGUUUCGCCAAGGCCGCUUCGACGAGUUGCAUGCCCAAUCCGCGGCUGAACACGAACAAGCGCACCCCCGUCGCCGCGGUGGGGACAACGAAGAGGCACGAGCUGCCGCAGCCUGUGCCAAAGUCCGGCGCGGACAGCUCUCGCGAGCACGCCAGAUGCUCACUGCAGCGGCCUUGGCCCCUGGGAAUGCCGCAACGCUUGAGGCGCUGACGGACACGGCUUGGCGACCGCCACAUGCGCUGCGCUCGCCGGCCCCCGAGGUUCUGCAGUACAGACCUUCUGAGGAGGUCGUUCGUACGGCGCACCAGGUUGGGGAAGCGCUGCGCACUUCCAAGCGCGGCUCGGCUGCAGGGCUGUCCGGCGCCACCGUUGAGCUGUACAAGCUGCUUCUUGAUGAUGCGGAGGCACUCGAAUCAUUCACCUUUGCAGUGAACGUCACCGCCCGCGCGCACGCCCCACAGGCAGCGCUAGAUGCCAUUGCCGUCCGAG